AAAAAAAAACGCUGAGAUGGGUUCUGCCUUUGUGAGGAUUAUGCUAUUUGCAUUUUGUGCUUUCUGGGUUUUGCCUGAGCUGGUAAUUGCAAAGCAUACAGGCACAACCAGGCACUACAAGUUUGAUAUUAAGCUGCAGACAGUGACGAGAUUAUGCCAAACAAAAAGUAUUGUUACCGUCAAUGGACAAUUCCCAGGCCCUAGGAUCAUAGCAAGAGAAGGUGAUCGGGUCAUCAUUAAGGUGGUUAACCAUGUCCAAAACAAUAUCACAAUCCAUUGGCACGGGAUUCGGCAGCUAAGAAGUGGAUGGGCGGAUGGACCUGCCUACAUUACACAGUGCCCAAUUCAGACAGGUCAGAGCUAUGUGUACAACUUCACUAUCACUGGGCAGAGAGGGACCUUAUUUUGGCAUGCUCAUAUCUCAUGGCUGAGAGCUACUCUCUAUGGACCCCUUGUCAUCCUUCCUAAGCGGGGUGUCUCUUACCCAUUUCCCCAACCCUUCAAAGAAGUCCCAAUCAUCUUUGGCGAGUGGUGGGAAGCUGACAUAGAGACCAUGAUUAACCAAGCAAUGCAAACAGGAGGAGCCCCAAAUGUCUCUGACGCUUACACCAUGAAUGGUCUUCCCGGACCCUUGUAUAACUGCUCAGCUAAGGAUACAUUUAGGCUGAAGGUGAGACCGGGAAAGACCUAUCUCCUGCGGCUAAUCAAUGCUGCACUCAAUGACGAGCUCUUCUUCAGCAUAGCCAACCAUACUGUCACCGUAGUUGAAGUUGAUGCAGUCUAUGUGAAACCAUUUAAAACCAACACUCUUGUCAUCACCCCUGGACAGACUACCAAUAUCCUUCUCAAGACCAAAUCUCACUCCCCUAACGCCACCUUCCUCAUGGCUGCCAGGUCUUACGCCACCGGUCCUGCUGCUUUUGACAAUUCUACAACAGCUGGAAUUUUAGAAUAUGAGCAAAAAUCGUCCGUGUCAAACACUAGGAACAGAAAGCCCUCUGUUCUCAAACCAGCCCUUCCCAUGUUCAAUGACACAAUUUUUGCCAUGAAAUUCAGCAAGAAAUUACGCAGCUUAGCCUCUAACAAAUUUCCAGCAAAAGUCCCACAAACAGUGAAUAGACGCUUCUUCUUCACGGUGGGACUGGGCCUAAUCCAAUGCUCACGGAACCAAGCGUGCCCAGGACCCAACAACACCAUGGUAGCAGCUGCCAUCAACAAUGUGUCAUUUGUGCAGCCAAGCACAGCCCUUCUUCAAGCUCAUUUCUUCGGAAAGUCCAAGGCCGUCUACACCACUGAUUUCCCAGCAAACCCACCCUUCAAAUUCAACUACACGGGCACUCCCCCAAGCAACAUUCUUGUAAACAGUGGGACCAAGGUGGUGGUACUACCCUUCAAUACAAGAGUGGAGUUGGUGUUGCAGGACACUAGUAUCAUAGGUGCAGAGAGCCACCCACUUCAUCUGCACGGCUUUAACUUCUAUGUGGUGGGACAGGGAUUCGGAAACUUUGAUCCUAAGAAGGAUCCUGCCAAUUUCAACUUGGUCGAUCCCAUAGAGAGAAACACCGUGGGGGUGCCUUCCGGCGGUUGGGUGGCCAUUCGUUUCCGCGCAGACAAUCCUGGGGUUUGGUUUAUGCACUGCCACCUGGAAGUCCACACCAGCUGGGGAUUGAAGAUGGCCUGGGUUGUCACGGAUGGGAAGCGUCCCAAUCAAAAACUGCCUCCUCCGCCCUCCGAUCUUCCCAAAUGUUAACUUUGUUUUUCAACUCAGUUGCUUUUUAUUAUUUCCUUCGAAUUCCUGUUAUUAUUUUAUUAUUUUCUGCAAAUGUUAACUUUGUUUUUUCCCCUUAUGUCUGCCCCGGGCAAGGAUGAAGAAGAGUCUUCCAUUGCUUUCGGCAUAUAAUGAUGGUUUUGCGUCGCGUUUUUUCUAUGCCCACUUGGAAACGUAAAGUGGGGUUUUUGAAGUUUGUUAUUAGGCUUGUAACACUAAUUCAAUUAUUGAAAGAAGCAACCAUAUUUGUAUCUUC
Messenger RNA from Vitis riparia (riverbank grape), 2024 nucleotides. Its product is annotated as laccase-17-like. Bases 17 to 1750 code for a protein of 577 amino acids. The record is from RefSeq and is a predicted model, not a curated record. Gene Ontology annotation, cellular component: apoplast. Lineage: Eukaryota; Viridiplantae; Streptophyta; Magnoliopsida; Vitales; Vitaceae. The transcript is spliced from 6 exons. Gene Ontology annotation, biological process: lignin catabolic process. Gene Ontology annotation, molecular function: hydroquinone:oxygen oxidoreductase activity; copper ion binding.